AUGGAGCGAAAGACGCUUGAUGUAUCUCUCGACGACCAUACAAACAAUCAGGCUUUUCGUCAGAUAAGCGGUGCGCACGAUACAAUUAUGAGCAUGCAAAGAAAUGAAAUCCGAUGGGCAGGACAUGCUUUUUCAUUAUUUCAGGUAAUUUCAAAACUGAAAUUUCCACGUGAAGCAAGCACCGUCAUUGUUGCAGAAGACUGCGUCAUCGAUUCCAUAAUACAAACUUUUAUUCGCAACGGCAAAAAACUGACUGCUAAACAGCGAUCGACGCUGUCAUCACGAAUUCCACGACUUUCUCUGCUUCAUUUCGAUAUCCAAAGCGAUGGUAGUUGGAAGCCGAGCUGCGCAUCACUGCCCGGUCUGCUCGGAAUUUCUCCACAAAUGUGCAACUUACCGGAUGUAAACUUCCUCAUCCGACCGAUAUGUGAUUUCUAG
Molecule: messenger RNA, 438 nt
Organism: Gongylonema pulchrum
Lineage: Eukaryota; Metazoa; Nematoda; Chromadorea; Rhabditida; Gongylonematidae
Source: the annotation of a GenBank genome assembly